This is a messenger RNA of Melopsittacus undulatus (budgerigar), 1786 nucleotides long. Its product is annotated as keratin-associated protein 5-5-like. NCBI's taxonomy places the organism in Eukaryota, Metazoa, Chordata, Aves, Psittaciformes, Psittaculidae. The record is from RefSeq and is a predicted model, not a curated record. Bases 146 to 1417 code for a protein of 423 amino acids. The transcript has 2 exons.
ACGAAUUGCUGUGGGGUACCUCAUUUCCGGAAGGACAAUUUGGAGCUAAAUAAAAGGUCUCCCCAUCCCUUUGCUCCUCACUCAACUGCACCACUCAGUUAGCACGGUCCUCGCUCCUUCCAGCCUUGACCACUCAACAAACAACAUGCACUGUUGCAGAUGCGGAUGCUGCUCCGUUGUGAAGAGCAAGGCUGUGUGCUGCUGCCAGCCAUGCCAGAAGACCGUCUGUUGCAGCCCAUGUCAGCAGUCCUGCUGCUGCGACCCAUGCCAGAAGACCGUCUGCUGUGACCCAUGCCAGAAGACCGUCUGCUGUGACCCAUGCCAGAAGACCGUCUGCUGCCAGCCAUGCCAGAAGACCGUCUGUUGCAGCCCAUGCCAGCAGUCCUGCUGCUGUGACCCAUGCCAGAAGCCCUGUUGUGACCCAUGCCAGAAGACUGUCUGCUGUGACCCAUGCCAGCAGUCUGUGUGCUGUGACCCAUGCCAAAAGACUGUCUGCUGUGACCCAUGCCAGAAGCCCUGUUGUGACCCAUGCCAGCAGUCUACCUGCUGUGACCCAUGCCAACAGUCUGUGUGCUGUGACCCAUGCCAGAAGACAGUCUGCUGUGACCCAUGCCAAAAGACAGUCUGCUGUGACCCAUGCCAGAAGCCCUGUUGUGACCCAUGCCAGCAGUCUGUCUGCUGUGACCCAUGCCAGAAGCCUUGCUGUGACCCAUGCCAGCAGUCUGUCUGCUGUGACCCAUGCCAGAAGCCCUGUUGUGACCCAUGCCAACAGUCUGUCUGCUGUGACCCAUGUCAGAAGCCCUGCUGUGAUCCAUGCCAGAAGCCCUGCUGUGACCCAUGCCAACAGUCUGUCUGCUGUGAUCCAUGCCAGAAGCCCUGUUGUGACCCAUGCCAACAGUCUGUCUGCUGUGACCCAUGCCAACAGUCUGUCUGCUGUGAUCCAUGCCAGAAGCCCUGUUGUGACCCAUGCCAACAGUCUGUCUGCUGUGACCCAUGCCAGAAGCCCUGUUGUGACCCAUGCCAGCAGUCUACUUGCUGUGACCCAUGCCAGCAGUCUACCUGCUGUGACCCAUGCCAGCAGUCUACCUGCUGUGACCCAUGCCAACAGUCUACCUGCUGUGACCCAUGCCAGCAGUCUGUCUGCUGUGACCCAUGCCAGCAGUCUACCUGCUGUGAUCCAUGCCAGCAGUCCGUCUGUGAAACCAAGGUGUGCCAGAAGACCUGCUGUUGCUGUGGCCAGGUACCCUGCUGCUGUACCUGCCGCCCUUGCUGCCCUCCUGCAUGUCUGUCUUGCUGCUCCUACACCGUGAAGAAGCCCAUUGUGCUGCGUUGCAGCCCUGUGCCAUGCUGCUCUCCCAUGAGGAAGUAUGGCAUUCCCAUCCAGCAGUGCUGUACCUCAAUCAAGAGGCUUUGCUGAGCCAGCUCUGGGUAGUAAAAGCAGCUCUGCCGGCUCCCAUCUCUGGUACACAACAAGAACAGGCACAGGGAGAUGAAAACCUGCUCAUUUGCUCCUGGUUCGCAUGAUGAUGGAGUAAACACCUUGUGAUUUUCUUCUUGUUUUCAAACUUGAGCUGUCUUCUUCCUGCCUUUUCAUUAUUGAACAUCUGCAGUGCACUUGAAUAUGUCACCCAUCAUGUAAGGCAAAAGAGCUGUUAGAUAUUAGUGGGGCUGUUAAUUCUCUUCUUGGUGUAUGGGACUUGGGCUCUCUUUGCUGUUUAUGUUAUCGUUCUUCAUUCCCUCUCUUCAUUUGUAGACAAUAAAAGUUAGUAUUGAGCAAAACACAAAA